AUGGAGAUUCGAGCGGACGGCGCUUCGACGUCCGUGACGUCUGAAUCGUCCCAGUCCCCCGAGUCACAUCCGCCGCGGAACGCGACCAAGAAGCGAGUGCGGCGCUGGCACCACCGUGGGUUCACCGGCUGUUCGACCUGCCGCCGCCGUCAUGUCCGCUGCGACGAAGCCUCUCCUGUCUGCCACAACUGCACGCGUCUCUCCCUCGAAUGUGACGGCACCCAGGGUCGCAUGACCUUCAAGGCCUACGGCCCGCAGGGCCAGGAACCGCCGAAGGCCACGAAGAAGCGGACCAAGAAUAGCUCGCGGGCAGACGAUGCGCUGCCGGGGACAGCAACAUUCGUUUUACCCACUGGCAAUGCAAAACAUGACGGCUUCGAAAACCUCGUCGUAUCGCCGACCACCCUCGGCCAUCAAGCUCCCAAAUUCCGCUUCGCAGACCCCGCCUCCUCCAUCGACCUCAUGCACGCUGCGAUCGAGUCCUCCGAUGAGAUCUACUAUACCCAUUUCAUUGACCAGGUCUCUACUCUCCUGAUCAUCUACGACAACUCCAUCAACGCCAACCCUUACCGCAGCUACUUCCCCGAGUUUGCCCGCUCCUCCCCGUCGAUGGUGGGUGCCAUGCAGGCAUUGGGUGCUUUACACCGAGCCAAUACAUCAACCGGGCCUGAACGGAAUAAGCAUUUCCAACAGGCCAUGGGCAAAUAUGGCGAGGUAGUACAGUUGUUCCGAUCUCGGUACGCUCGGCCCAGCCAGCAACUAGGAAUGACCGACUUUGCGACCUGUCUAUUAUUAUGUCUAUUCGAGAUGAUGGACUCACAGAAUCAGAACUGGGCAGUCCACCUCCAAGGGGCACGCGAGAUCUACAAUCUUCUCUUCUAUCCGCACACGGGGACAAACCCCACCCGAGAAAUUCAGCGGGUGGCAGAGAGCAACCACCCUCUCCGCUCAUUUCUCGUUUCUUUGCUCUCUUACCUCGAUGUGGCCGGGGCCUGUGCAUCCCCGGCGGAACAGUCGUCGAGGGCACCUACUGGAAGACUUUGGGAGGAGGUGGAGCUCCGGCAAGCGUGGUCCGGCAUGAUGGAAGUGCAGGCCCAGAUCAGCGUCUUUGGCCGCGACAAGUCAUGGAUGAGCCCCGAGGUCCAGGACGCGGUCUAUAAGGAUAUCUUCAACCAACUGGUUGUCUGGCGUGCCAGCACGCCUAUAAGCCUCCGGUUACUCGGCGACAUGGAGCUAGAUGACGAAAGUUUACGCCUGUUCCCCUUCCCGGACGUCCUUGAAUAUGUCGGGUGCAUCGAGGCUUACGAGAAAGCCACUUUUGUCCAUUUGCAUCAAGUCGGUGGUGCAGGGCGGCCGGGCUGGGUGACGGACCGCACCUACCUGGACAUGCUUCUGACUCGAAUCCUCACCCUAAUUCGGAAAUUGUCCAAGGGCGUUGGGCAACUCGCCUGCCUAUGGCCGCUUUUUAUUGCGGGCCAGGAAACUCGCAACGAAUCCGAACAAGACUACGUUCGUCAAACCAUGCAGGAUCUCAGACGGUUUGGCUUCAAGAACGUUGACAAGGGCCUUGAGCACCUUGAACGCGUAUGGUUCAAACGCCGUGCUUUCCCCCGAAGGAUGGACGGAGACUCUGGAUGA
Molecule: messenger RNA, 1638 nt
Organism: Penicillium chermesinum
Lineage: Eukaryota; Fungi; Ascomycota; Eurotiomycetes; Eurotiales; Aspergillaceae
Product: Zn(II)2Cys6 transcription factor
Exons: 3
Coding region: 1-1638 (545 amino acids)
Biological process (GO): positive regulation of transcription by RNA polymerase II
Cellular component (GO): nucleus
Molecular function (GO): zinc ion binding; DNA-binding transcription factor activity, RNA polymerase II-specific; transcription cis-regulatory region binding
Source: RefSeq, a predicted model, not a curated record